AUGCCCGAUUGCAUCCGCCACUCAAUGGCUUCUUCUAAUACUGCCCAUAGGCACCAAAACUUCUCUCAACACUCAGAAUGGGUGAGGGCUUACUGUGAAUUGAAGAGGGUUGAUGAGGCUUUUGAAUGUUUUAAUAUGAUGAAGGAAAAGGGUAUUGUACCCAAGAUUGAAACCUGUAAUGAUAUGUUGAGUUUGCUGUCAAAGGUGAAUAGAACGCAGGCGGCAUGGGUUUUGUAUGCUGAGAUGUUUAGGUUGAGGAUAAAAUCGAGCGUGUAUACAUUUAAUAUAAUGAUUAAUGUGUUGUGUAAGGAAGGGAAGUUGAAGAAGGCAAAGGAGUUUAUUAGGUUUCUGGAGGGUUUAGGGAUUAAGCCUAAUAUUGUCACAUAUAAUACGCUAGUACAUGGGUUUUGUUCUAGAGGGAAGGUUGAAGUGGCUCAAAUGAUUGUUAAUUCCAUGAAAGGCAAAGGUGUUAAACUAGAUUCAUACACCUAUGGUUCGCUUAUUAGUGGGAUGUGUAAGGAGGGAAAGCUUGAGGAGGCAGCUAGGCUACUUGGUAAAAUGGUGGACAAUGGGUUGGUUCCAAGUGCUGUGACAUACAAUGCUUUGAUUGAUGGGUAUUGCAAUAAAGAGAAUUUGGAGAUGGCUUUUUGUUAUAGGGAUGAGAUGGUUAGGAAGGGCAUAAUGCCAAGUGUGUCAACUUACAAUUUGUUAAUUCAUGCAUUGUUUUUGGAGACUAAAAUGAGUGAGGUUGAUGAUUUGAUAAAGGAAAUGGGAGAGAAAGGUUUGGUUUCUGAUGCCAUUACAUAUAACAUCAUGAUUAAUGGGUAUUGCAGAUGUGGAAAUGCAAUAAAAGCUUUUAGGCUCCAUGAUGAGAUGAUGAUUAAAGGGAUUCAGCCUACAGGGGUAACAUAUACCUCACUCAUUUAUGUUUUGAGUAAAUGCAAUAGAAUGAAGGAAGUAGAUGAUUUAUUUGAGAGGAUACAACGUAAAGGUGUGUUGCCAGAUCUUGUAAUGUUCAACGCCUUGAUUGAUGGUCAUUGUGCUAAUGGUAGUAUGGACCAUGCAUUUUCUCUUUUGAAAGAGAUGGAUAGGAUGAAGGCUCCUCCUGAUGAAGUGACUUACAAUACAUUAAUGCAAGGGCACUGUAGGGAGGGGAAAGUUGAAGAAGCUCGUGAACUUCUCAAUGAGAUGAAGAGAAAGGGGAUCAAGCCAGAUCAUAUUAGUUACAAAACUCUCACGAGGUGA
Messenger RNA from Quercus lobata, 1245 nucleotides. Its product is annotated as pentatricopeptide repeat-containing protein At2g15630, mitochondrial-like. Gene Ontology annotation, molecular function: protein binding. NCBI's taxonomy places the organism in Eukaryota, Viridiplantae, Streptophyta, Magnoliopsida, Fagales, Fagaceae. The record is from RefSeq and is a predicted model, not a curated record. Bases 1 to 1245 code for a protein of 414 amino acids. The transcript is spliced from 2 exons.